This is a messenger RNA of Cyprinodon tularosa, 2281 nucleotides long. It is a transcript of the gene xpnpep3, whose product is annotated as X-prolyl aminopeptidase 3, mitochondrial. Gene Ontology annotation, cellular component: mitochondrion. The transcript has 11 exons. The record is from RefSeq and is a predicted model, not a curated record. The coding region runs from base 167 to 1681 and encodes 504 amino acids. Lineage: Eukaryota; Metazoa; Chordata; Actinopteri; Cyprinodontiformes; Cyprinodontidae. Gene Ontology annotation, molecular function: manganese ion binding; metalloaminopeptidase activity.
AAAUCCAAGAAGAAGAAGGAGGAGGAGGAGACGAAGAAGAAGAUUAUAAGAGCGACGUGCUGCGGUUGUGUUUUAGGUCUAACUUGUUGUUUGUUUGGCUGUUUGUGGCUCUCUCUGUCCUCAGCAGGACGCCAUGCGCAGUGUUUGACCCUCGGUGUCCUCCAGCAUGUUGUCUCCUGCCCUCGGCUUCAUGCGGGCUGCUGUCAGGCUGCUGCCGCGGCGGACCCGGACUGGAGGUUGCAUUUGGUGCAGACAUAUUUCGGUGAAACCAGGAGGAUUGAAACCAAAGACUGUCCCACCUCGGUACCUUGGCCAGCCCAGCCCUUUCACUCAUCCUCACCUCAUCAAACAUGGUGAGGUGACCCCGGGCAUAACACAGACUGAGUAUGAGCUCCGCAGGCAAAAGCUGGCCCUGCUCAUUGAGGCCCAUGCAGACAAGCUAGGAGCCUCAGCCUCCUCUGGGAACCACGUGGUCAUUGUUUUAUCCCAUCCCGUACGCUACAUGACCAACGACAUCCCAUAUCCCUUCCACCAGAACCAGGAUUUCCUCUACCUCACAGGCUUCCUAGAGCCUGACAGUGCCUUGGUUCUGUAUGGGAGGGCUCGACCGGACCAGGCCAUCUUGUUUGUGCCCCGCAGAGAUCCAGGAAGGGAACUGUGGGACGGUCCCCGGGCAGGAAAAGACGGGGCUGCUGCUUUGACGGGCAUAGAAAGAGUUCACAGCAUAGAAGAACUGGGCCUUGUUUUAAAGAGCCUUAAAGGAAAUCAGCUUUGGUAUGACACCUCUGAGCCUGCUCACUCUCGGCUGCACCAAGUUCAUGUUCUGCCCAUGCUGGAAGCAGGACCCAUCCCGCGUUCAAUUGGGCCCCUCAUACACUCCCUCCGGGCCAUUAAAAGUAAUGCAGAGGUAUCGCUAAUGCAAGAGGCAGGCCGGAUCACAGCUCAGGCAUUUAAGAGGACAAUGGCUUUGUCGCAAGGAGAUGUCGAUGAGUCUGUCUUGUUUGCUAAGUUUGAUUUCGAGAAUCGGAUCCACGGUGCCAAUUUCCUGGCCUAUCCCCCUGUGGUUGCCGGAGGGAAUCGAGCAAACACUCUGCAUUACAUUAACAACAACCAGAUCAUCAAGGAUGGUGAAAUGGUUCUUCUUGAUGGGGGUUGUGAGUACUUUGGUUACGUCAGUGACAUCACUCGAACAUGGCCAGUCAAUGGAAGAUUCAGUGCGGCCCAGGCUGAGUUGUACGAGGCUGUUCUGGAGGUGCAGCGCUCCUGUUUGUCCCUCUGUUCCCCUGGUGUCAGCCUCGACCACAUCUACAGCACCAUGCUGGCGUUGUUGGGACGCCAGCUGAAGCGCCUCGGCAUCCUAGAAGCUGGCACCAGCGAUGCUGAUGUACUAAAGGCUGCAAGGAGGUACUGCCCCCACCACGUUGGCCAUUACCUAGGCAUGGACGUCCACGACACCCCCGAGUUAUCCCGCUCACAGCCUCUCCAGCCUGGCAUGGUCAUCACGAUAGAACCAGGGUUAUACAUCUGCGAAGACAACGACCAGGCCCCAGAGCAUUUCCGUGGCCUCGGUGUCCGGAUCGAGGAUGACGUAGCGAUCCGGGAAAUGGGAGGACCUCUGAUUUUGUCCUGCGGUGCUCCAAAGACUAUAGCUGAUGUAGAGAAGGCUUGCAGCUCGGGGUAGUGCAGGGAGAGAAGGAGGAGCUACAGCAAAUGGUGAAAAACUCAGGUUCAAGGAACAUGCCAGCUCAAGCCUCUCUGAUGGCAUUAACUUCAGUGUUAUCAAGGUUGCAAAUGUUCAGAAAUGAAAUGUUAAAAGAGGAUUAACUAUGCUGCCCAUUUUUAACCUUUAAUAUAUUGGUAAAAUGUGCCUUCAAUGAAAAUGGAGGCCUGAAGUCCUCGGAGAAGAUCAGCUGAUUAGAUGUGAACAGAUUUUGUUUUAGCUUUAAAAUCUACGUUAUGGCAGCAAGGAGGACAAUCCUAAACCAGCGCUGAACUUUUACAUUUUAUUUAUUGUCUUUGCUUCCAUAAAUUAUCCCAUACAUAACAGCAUUUCAGAAGGAAAAGCAUAAAUUAUUUUUUUCUCCUUUUUACUGCUGUUAAAAAAAUUAAAGUUACAGUUAAUAUCAGCAUUACACCACUGCAUCGAACAAAUCAACUCCUUUCUCUGAUAUUGUAACUUUCUUGAUGUGGGAUCUGUUAUACUGACAGUUUGACUGAGUUGGUGUGAAUGUGUGCUUUUCAUUGCCGUAAAAAUAAAAACAUUUUGUAUUCUCGAUUUAGA